Molecule: messenger RNA, 2903 nt
Organism: Rubroshorea leprosula
Lineage: Eukaryota; Viridiplantae; Streptophyta; Magnoliopsida; Malvales; Dipterocarpaceae
Source: the annotation of a GenBank genome assembly
CAAAUAAAAAGGGGGAAAAGAAAUACAUACAUAACACACGGUAAAAUCCAGAAAACCAAAGCAACAAAAGGAGGGGAAGUAGACUUCUUCUCUAGCAGCUCAUGAUUGCUUUCUCUCUCUCCACCACAAUUCUGAUUAUAUUCUUUCUGUUUUCCUUUCGCCCUUUUUCAGCCAAAAUUCCAUUGACAUGUAUGCCUUCUCCUCCUCCUUUCUCCCUUCAUUUCCGUCAUCCAAACUCCUCUCUCCUGCCAUCCGUACACAGUCAUACGUUCCUGUCCGCAACGCUUCCUCUCAUGGAACUGAAGAAAAGCCUCAAAACAUUUCCACAACUGCCAAAAAAACUCCCAAUAUCCCAAAUUCCUCUCCUCAGCCUAGAAAGGUUGCUGCCCCAGCAAAGAUAAGGGUAGAACCCACGAUGUGUACGGUCAUUUUUGGUGCAUUUGAUGACUUUAUCAACAGAUUCAUAGACCCUCCCAUCCGCCCCUCAGUCGACCCCAGACAUGUCCUCUCUCAUAACUUUGCUCCAGUGGAUGAGCUUCCUCCAACUGAGUGUGAAGUGGUGGAAGGAUCCCUACCACUGUGGCUGAACGGUACGUACAUAAGAAACGGCCCGAAUCCUCAGUACUUUCCUCGUGGACCUUUCCAUCUCUUUGAUGGUGAUGGUAUGCUUCAUUCCGUUAGAAUUUCAGAAGGUCGAGCCACCCUCUGCAGCCGCUUUGUGAAGACUUACAAGUACACCACCGAACGUGAUGCUGGUGCUCCUAUUUUUCCCAAUGUCUUCUCUGGCUUCAAUGGUCUUAUUGCCUCUACGGCACGUGCUACCUUGUCUGUUGCUAGAAUCUUAGCCGGUCAAUACAAUCCUGCAAAUGGCUUGGGUCUUGCAAAUACUAGUUUGACCUUCUUUGGCAGCCGUCUCUAUGCACUUGGUGAGUCUGAUCUGCCUUAUUCUGUGCACUUGACAUCUAAUGGAGAUAUAGAGACAUUAGGUCGCCAUGAUUUCAACGGAAAGCUCCUGAGGAGCUUGACUGCUCACCCCAAGAUCGACCCCGAAACCUGUGAGACCUUUGCUUUCCGGUAUGGUCCUGUGCCUCCAUUUCUAACCUACUUUUACUUCGAUGCAAACGGAAAUAAGCAUCCAGAUGUGCCCAUUUUCUCAAUGACACGUCCCUCAUUCGUCCACGAUUUCGCCAUCACAAAGAAUUAUGCCAUAUUCACCGACAUACAAAUUGGAAUGAACCCCAUGAAAAUUAUUUUGAGGGGAGGUUCUUUGAUGGGUUAUGAUCCGACCAAAGUCCCGAGACUCGGCUUCAUCCCUCGUUAUGCAAAAGAUGAGUCCGAGAUGAAAUGGUUUGAUGUGCCAGGAUUCAACCUUAUACAUGCCAUCAAUGCAUGGGAGGAGGACGACGGUAACACAGUAGUCAUGAUAGCACCGAAUAUGCUAUUCAUUGAGCAUGUCCUGGAGAGAGUGGACCUUACUCAUGCCUUGGUGGAGAAGAACAAAUAUGUAUAUGCAGCAAUAGGUGAUCCAUUGCCAAAAUUUACAGGAGUGGUGAAGUUGGACGUGUCUAAUGGUGAGUGCCGUGAGGGCACGGUGGCUACCAGGAUUUACGGGCCGGGAUGCUAUGGCGGAGAGCCCUUCUUUGUGGCGAAGGAGCCGGAUAACCCAGAGGCAGAGGAGGAUGAUGGCUACCUGGUGUCAUAUGUUCAUGACGAAAACACAGAAGAGUCAAGGUUCUUGGUGAUGGAUGCCAAGUCACCUGAACUUGAAAUUGUGGCUGCCGUGAAGCUGCCUGGUCGGGUGCCUUACGGCUUCCACGGGCUGUUUGUGAGAGAAAGCGACCUCAAUAGGGAAAAUGUUGAGGACACAUGGCAAGCUGUCAUAGGUGCCGUAACAAAGUUUGAUUCUAGGUGCAGCGAUAAGAUUAGAUUCCUUUCAACUGAGCCAGCUGCCUCCCAGUCAAAUCUCUGGAAGAACCCUUCCUCAUUUUCACUUUCCCUCUCUGGAAAAAUUCCCUCCAAAGCUCCAACCCUAAAGAUCAAUUUCCCUCCUAAUGCUACAACUCCAAAGAUCAAUUUCCCUCCAUCCCCACCUAAUCUUUCAUGGAUUUUUAUCAAUUUUUCUCAAGUAUAAAAGCUUUUUCACCUGUUUUUUUUUUCUCAUUCUCUUAAAAAUCAAUCUCCUUUUUCUACCUCUCUUUUUCCUUUCUCAUCUAAUCAUCUUCUCUGCUCAUCACUACUGCCGCUUGGUGGUAGUCAUAAGCCUUACAUUCCCUUUGUACUCGUCAGCAUUGAAGGUGAAAAGCUCAACCCUCAUGUCAUUGGCAAAGCUUGGCCUUAUUUCUGUGAAGAGCUAGCCCCACCAAGAGAAAUAGGAGGUGAAUCGGAGAAUUACAAUAACAAUCCUUGAACACAAUUGGAUUUAAUUGCUCAAUCUAGUGCAGGAUUCGAGAAAGGUAUUAUGAAACCCUAGCGCAAUGCUUUCCAUUUUCGUCUUUAUUGAAAUCUAUAGCAUCUUACAUCUAACUUCUUGGCUUUUUUGGAGGGUUUCACUAACUUUGACAAUUGGAUAGCUUUUGGGGCACUUUUAACUUGAUCAAGCUGCUGCUACUACUUGCUUGAACAGCUUUGCAUAUAACCAUAUAACAUCAGUACAUAGUUUGGGCACUUAACAAAAUACACAUAGAAAGUUGCAUCUCAUUUCCUUUUUUGAUAAUGGUAGAUGCGUAUUUAUUAGUUAGUGGUUAUUGUAAGUGUUUUUGUUUAGUUAUCACUCCAUCAAUCAUCAAUCUAGAUUGUUGAAUGAUAGGAAGUAUUGUUACAAGUUGAUGGGGUGCUAUUAACUUGGUUUUGUACUUUCAAUGUGAACUUCAAUCUGAAAUGAUGAAUAAAUGUAAGUAUUAUGC